Molecule: messenger RNA, 2383 nt
Organism: Asparagus officinalis (garden asparagus)
Lineage: Eukaryota; Viridiplantae; Streptophyta; Magnoliopsida; Asparagales; Asparagaceae
Exons: 9
Coding region: 309-1838 (509 amino acids)
Source: RefSeq, a predicted model, not a curated record
AAAAAUAUUCCAACCAUGACCGAGCGUACAACAAAGGAGGCCGCCGUGUCCCGAGCGAGUCCAAACCACCGCCUUCCAAGAUCCCCGUAGCAAAAUUUCUUGCGCCUAUUCGCGCUCCCGCCACGUGGCAGACGGCCACGGCCCGCUCUUUCCUCCUUAUAGUGGUCGUCAGCGUCAGCAGCAGUUGUUGCUCUGCUCCUUGCGUCACGAUUUUGCUCCUCUCACCCCAAGCCAAGAAAGAAACCCAAACCAAAAGCAAAUCGAUUUCCAUUCCCAUUUUCUAUAAUUUAUUUCGAUUUUCCUUCCGGAUGGGAUCGUGCAUUUCGAGGCCGGAGGAGUGCGUGGGCGGCCGUCGCCAGAAACCGUCGGGCGGCGACAAGAAAAGGCGGAGGCGGCGGGUUUUGAUUAAGAAGAGAACGAUGAAGACGAUCGAUGAGGCUGGAGAUGGCCGGGAUCAGCUGGCCGUUGAGAACCCCGCUCUUCAAAAAGGAAGCAUUGAGGAAGCAUGGUUCGAGACAUUUUCAAUGGAGCAGUCAGACUCCCCGGAUGAUCUCCACAGUGUUCGUGAAGAGAUAUCCUCUUUACAUGGUUUUGAUGGUGAAUUCAAGUCAUGUGCUUCAUCUUUCAAAGAUGCUAACAAUGGAGGCAUUGACCCACAUCAGGAGGGUUGGAAAUCAGAGGAGCAAUUGAUAGAAAAUCCUGUGAAUAAUCAGUCUAAUGGUUCUUUAAGCAAUUCAAAAGAUUUUUUGACCCGUGAGAAUAUAUCUAGUCUUGCUAUAGAAAAAUGUAACUAUAAGGAGGGAGAGGGAGUGCUUGACAGUUGUGGCAAUAUUCUUCCAAAUAAUUGCUUGCCUUGUAUUGCUACAACUGCUCUUACAGUUGAAAAGAGAAAAUCUUUUACUUCUACACCACCAAACUCAGCUAAAAAGGCAAUCUUGAAGCUUUCGUUCAAGCGGAAGACCAGGGAAGGACACACUACACCCACACUAUUUUCUUCAAACUCAGUCCUCGAGAGGCCAUUAGCGGGUUCCCAAAUUCCAUUCCGCCCAGUGGAAAAGAAAAUGAGUGAUUGCUGGUCACGAAUUGAUCCUGGUACAUUCAGGGUGCGAGGUGAAAAUUAUUUUAGGGACAAGAAGAAAGAGUUCGCUUCAAAUAAUGCAGCAUAUUAUCCAAUUGGUGUUGAUGUUUACUUGUCAGAGCAUAAAAUUAACCAUAUAGCUCGGUUUGUGGAACUUCCCUCUGCAAAUCCAUCUAGCAAGCUCCCACCGCUUCUUGUGGUUAAUGUACAGGUUCCAUUAUAUCCUGCAGCUAUAUUUCAGAAUGCAACGGAUGGAGAAGGAUUUAGCUUUGUAUUGUACUUUAGGCUCUCAGAGAGUUACUCAAAGGAGCUUCGAUCAAAUUUUAUAGAUAGUAUCAGAAGGUUAAUUAACGAUGAUGUGGAAAAGGUUAAAAGCUUUCCUGUGGAUACAAUUGUUCCUUUCCGAGAAAGGUUGAAAAUACUUGGGCGUGUAGCUAAUUUGGAGGAUCUUCCCUCCAGUGCAGCAGAGAAAACACUGAUGCAUAAGUACAACGAAAAGCCUUUGCUUUCUCGUCCUCAGCAUGAAUUUUAUUCGGGUGAAAAUUACUUUGAGAUAGAUUUGGAUAUGCACAGAUUCAGUUACAUUUCAAGAAAAGGAUUUGAAACAUUUUUAGACAGACUGAAGCUUUGCAUAUUGGAUGUUGGCUUAACUAUUCAGGGAAACAAAUCUGAGGAAUUGCCAGAACAGAUUUUGUGUUGUGUGCGACUUAAUGGAAUUGAUUAUACCCACUACCACCCACUUGCAGCGCAUUGGCCUUGAGCUGAGGUGAGCUACACACUAAAGAGUAAACCCUGCUGACAACAUCCAUAGCUUGGGAAGAUUUUUUUUAGUGUUACAUCUGUAACUAAAGGACCUUAUGUGGCAUAUUGGAAGAUUAUUUCAGGGCGGUAUUUCUGCCUUGGAUGAUAGCAAAAAACCAUGUGGUAUUUCAACUCGAAGAGGUCAGUUGAACCCAAAAUGGAUUGCAGGAAGGAUUUGAGAUAGGUAACAAAAUCAAGAUCUAGAUUACUAUUAUGGUUUUAGCGAUGGAGGUGCAGAGAAAGUGCUCUCAGAUGAUAGAGAUGCGUGACUGUCCAUUCAAGUAGAUUUAAUCAAUGUUAAGUAUCAAUCUACACUCAGGCCAAUAUCCAUUUAGCUGGGCAAAUUUCCCUUUCGAUUUGUUCAAAUUAAUCAGGGUUGAAAGAUGUUGUACUUAACAUAUAGAAGAAGUUUUUUCCUGAUAAAUUGGUGUUUUCUCCUUAGGAAACAGAUACUCUGUUUUUGUAUGAUGCAUUUUUCUCAAUUGUUAUAUACAUAUAUAUAUA